Molecule: messenger RNA, 2455 nt
Organism: Colletotrichum acutatum
Lineage: Eukaryota; Fungi; Ascomycota; Sordariomycetes; Glomerellales; Glomerellaceae
Exons: 2
Coding region: 60-2276 (738 amino acids)
Source: RefSeq, a predicted model, not a curated record
UCUCGAGGUAACAGGAGAAUUCUUGACAACUCAGUGUUUCGAAACACUUGCUUAACAAAAUGCAACACGACGCUAAUAUUAACUCUUUGUCUCCGUUAGCUUACAGGCCAGACGGGCAGCCAGUGUCUCCUAGUUCAAGUCGACGUACCUCGCUGGCAUCCAACAGGGACCACCCCCUAGAGCCUGGAGCCCGACAAUGUCUACCCGAGGCGGAUGAUGCUGCGAUAGAGGACCUGGCAUCUACGAUAACCGGUCCACGUAUUUCGACUGAUGGCACAACGAAGUACGAUCGGGUUGCGGAAGACGACACUGAUGGCGCCAUACCGAGUGUUGACUUGCCCAGCAACAGGUUGGGCUUUUUUACUAUCGCAACAGAUUGCGCCGCUAUUGUUCUUCCCUUGGGUCUCAUUGUCUUCAUCACCAUUGUGUGGCGCCUUGACGGCUCUGAAAGUACCGAAAGUUCCCGCGGGGCCUGGCGAAACGCAAUCACGAUACUCGCGACUGUUUUCCCGAUCCUCUUUGCGUCAGUUGUAGGUCGUCUUACAUAUGAAGCGGCACGCUGGAAGCUAGAAACCGGCACAACCCUAGGCUCUCUCGAACAAUUCCUAGGCAGCCGUACGGUAGGCGCCACCCUACUCAAUCUGAUCCAACUUCGAUUAUUCAAUAUCGUGGGCGCUGCUUUGGUAUUGAUAUGGGCACUCUCACCUUUGGGGACCCAGUCUAUUUUGAGAAUGAUGUCCUCAGAGAUCGCCCCCGACAACAGAAAUACGACGAUAACCUACUUCGACACAAAUGCUGAGAGUCAAGCCAUACAAUGGGCGACCUGGGUGGGAUUCUCAUACUCAACCUCCAUGGCAAGCUUUCGGCCCAUGUCGACAUUGUAUAACACCCUUAUUUCAAUGCCUGAAGGACUUAAAGCGGAUGCUCUGGAUGUGUGGGGCAACGUCAAAAUACCUUUCCUAAAGCGCUUUGACACAAACGACUGGAUGGACUUGGAUCGAGACCUCAACGUGAAUGAGUAUUCGUCCCUGGCCGGGGUUCCUCUCAACAGCAUCGGAGUGGGACACACCGUGUUUUCACUGGAGUCCAGCUACAUCAGCCUAGACUGCUCGGCUGUUGAGACCCUCAAGAUGAAUCUAGGAGACGACGACCUACUGAAAGAAGAGGUAUUUCACGACGACUUAUCAGCCGCUUCUCUGGCUGUCGACACCAAGUACACAAGAAACGCAAACUUGUCGAAUGGUACAUGGCAUGGAUACGACUACACAAGAAACGUCUCCGGGCUGGAUUCGACUUGGAUCCUGGCGCUCGACAGAUUCGUAGAUCGAAUAUGGUCGAUGAAACCUGCUGAUUACCCAACAAACCCAGUCGUUGGCCCUCUGCAUGGUCGCGUUGAGGAAAUGCACCGGCCCCUCUUGUUCAAAGAUGAGCAGCAUAUUGACGCCGGGUCGACGACUCUCCUAUUCCAAAGCAUAUUCCCUCCCCAAGAAAAACACCCAGGAUGUUCGGCAAAGAGUCUCUGCAGGGUAUCUCAGGAGUACGUCGAGUCCCGCGUCAACUGUUCUCGCACUACUCGCACCGACAAACAUAAAUGCACAGUCGUAGCCCAGCGGAAGUCGCAGAAGCAAAAUGCGUCUGGGGAUAUAUCUCAACUAUCAUUCCCCGCCGUCUUUGACUUUGUUUCCCGAGAACUUCCGCUCUCCAUCGGAGGCUCUACUGCAUACAAGUCCGAGUUCUCGCUUUACCAUCUCGCUGACCCAGGGCUGAAACAACUGAGGUACGACGAAUACUGCAUCAUAGAAAAUGUCACAGCCAAGGAUAUGGGUAUUCGACUUAGCCAGCUCCUUAAUACCUACCUCCUUAUCAGCCAGCUUUCGUUCGAGAUCGCGAAGUGGGAUGCGGAUAAACCAACGUUUGGAGCCAAGGUCUCCAUCGAUGCAGAAACAAGCACCCCUGUUCUCAAAUUUCAGAUUUUCCCAUUAUGGUUGACGCUUUUCUUGGUUGCGAGCGUCGGGCUUCUUGCAGCUGGUUUUUCCAGCGUUAUUCUUAAACACAGGACGUACGGGCCGGAAAUCCUUGGUUACGCUUCUACUGUCCUACGAGAUUCGAGGUUCUUUGAUGUGCCAAGAGACUAUAGAGGACUGGAUGGGAUCAAUUUGUCACGAAAGAUGAAAUCUGAGCGGCUCCAAUUUGGCUUGAUACAAGAUCUGAAAGAGGGACAACCGCGAAUGGGAGUUGGUCAUCAAGAGAGUACGGAUAGAUUAAGAACACAAUAGAGUCGUGACUGAAUCUGUCAGGAGGUUUUAACCACUCCAAGUCUUAGAUGUAAGGAACCAAGCUAAGUCAACUUCACAUCGUCGAGACCCUUGGUCCAUGAAUCAUCUAUGGAGGCAAGACGACAACAAGGCAAUACAGAUUUCUACAUGCACGAUAGUUUGGUAGAGGGAUUGAUGGG